Perca flavescens (yellow perch) is the source of this 1197-nucleotide messenger RNA. Its product is annotated as high affinity choline transporter 1-like. Gene Ontology annotation, cellular component: plasma membrane. Gene Ontology annotation, molecular function: choline:sodium symporter activity. NCBI's taxonomy places the organism in Eukaryota, Metazoa, Chordata, Actinopteri, Perciformes, Percidae. Gene Ontology annotation, biological process: choline transport; transmembrane transport; acetylcholine biosynthetic process. The record is from RefSeq and is a predicted model, not a curated record. Bases 1 to 1197 code for a protein of 398 amino acids. The transcript has 5 exons.
AUGAGUGUCAUCUUGGACCUGCCCUUCAGUGUUUGCGUCUGGAUCUCUGCUGCGGUGGCGAUCAUCUACACUGUUCUUGGAGGUCUCUACUCAGUUGCUUACACUGAUGUCAUCCAGCUAUCAUUAGUGCUCGUUAGCCUGUGGCUGUGUGUCCCUUUUGUUUUUGCAGGUGGCGUUUAUACUGACAUCACUAAAACAGCAUUCAACCACACAUAUCAGGCCCCCUGGCUUGGCCAGCUUGAGUCUGACGAAUUGUGGAGAUGGAUUGAUCAUUUCCUAGUGAUGACUGUAGGCAAUAUGGCAGUUCAGGAUUUCCAUCAAAGGAUACUCUCCUCCAGCUCUACAUCCACAGCCAGAAUCAUCUGUUUUAUAGCGGCAGGUGGAGUCAUCAUUGCUGGACUUCCGUCAGUGUUGAUCGCCGCUGUUGCAGCUUCAACAGACUGGAACGCCACCUCGUAUGGUUCUCCUUCUCCGUAUGAGCGAGGCGAGGCGGCCAUGGUGUUGCCCAUCACCCUGCAGCAUUUUACGCCAGCCUACAUUUCUGCUUUUGGCGUCGGAGCUGUUGCUGCCGCAGUGAUGUCAUCCGCUGACUCUUUCCUCUUGUCUGCAACCACCAUCUUCACCACCAACAUCUACCAGACCAUCAGGAGUCAGGCAUCCGAUAAAGAGCUACAGUGGGUGAUUCGUCUCUCCAUCGUGGUUGCAGGACUUGUGGGAACAUCCCUCACCUAUCUGGACGGUGGCAUCUUGGUGUUCUGGAUCCUGGGCUCAGACCUGACCUACACCAUUGUAUUCCCGCAACUGAUCUGCGUCCUCUUCAUCGAGGUUUCCAACGGUUACGGGGCGAUAACAGGCUUCCUUGUCGCCGUGGUGAUGAGAGUGUUGUGUGGAGAGCCGUUGUUAGGCCUCCCUGUGAUCCUGCAUUUCCCAGGAUGCACUUUAGAGGACGGCGUUUAUAUUCAGCGCUCUCCUGUCAAGACCAUUUGCAUGUUGUGCGCUCUGGUCUCCAUUCUGAUGUCUUCCUAUAUGGCCUCCCUCCUGUUUAACAGGGGGAUCCUUCCUGAGAGGAUGGAUGUGUUCAAAGUGAAAUCUCAAGGAGCACUAACACCAGCAGAUGGCGCCAGAGAGGGCGACAGUGAUGAGACUCAUGAAAAUGAUACAUUUGCCUCUGAACCAAUGUUGGAUACAAAGUGCUAA